UUCUUCAGAACACUUGUACAGCUGUAAGUUAUUUAAAGAGCUGUGAUUUUGAAAUUUUUAUUAAAGUUUAAUUGAUGUAAAUUUAGUGAUGUAGAAAUAAAUGGAAUCGUAGACAUCACUUAUCUUCACUACCAAUCACACUCUUCUAAAUAUUGCCAAAAAAUAUAGGCAAAUUAAUUUUAUAAUUGAUCAUGUUUCACUUUAUAAAAUAUCUAUUCUAUGAAUUUUCUCUCAUAAAAGUCUUCUACAAGUUUUCCGAGAAAUCUUCCCUCAAAACCAAAAGUUUGGCAUUCAUUCACGUGAUGAAAUAUUUUUUUACCGGGGGCAAUUGACCCCUCUCGCCUCCGCUACUGGUUAUAUAUAUCGAUUUUCGAUUUCUAUAGUAGAACGAUUAUUCUUUCUUUAAGAAAACUCAUUUCAGAGUUCCACAUAUGACAAAAAAUACGAGCAAUUAGAGAAGAACACGUGAAAACGUGAUGCUCGCCUAUUAAUCAAAUAUUCGAAUAUUUCGCAAGCUGUUUCCUAUCGAAUAAAUUUCAAUAAAACAAAUGAAAAGACAAUUAGCGACAACAAUACAAUAAUGAUUGAAAGGCACCAAUCCAAUUUUCACUUUUUGCAUUCGAACAUAUCUUAUAUAUCCUUGUAAAUAGAACUAAAUGUUCUUUUAACCAUCAACUAGAACCUACAGCUUGGAGCUCAUUCUUUUAUCAAAUGGAGUCGGGAAAAGCGCAGCUAUCAGUCAUCAAUGCAUGGAAGGAACAAAAGAUAACAAAGGUGACGAACAAGACUGAGAAGAAGCUCCUAGAGAUUUCAGCAUGGGAAAAAAAGCAAACAACCAAGAUCGAAUCUCAACUCGCUGAUACCCAGCGGAAGAUGGACAGUAAGAAAAAGGAGAAAGCGGAGAAACUGAGGCGCAAGAAAGCAGCAGUUCAUGCAAAAGCGCAAGAGAAGAAGGCACGGGUUCAAACCCGACGCGCUCAAGAGAUCCUCGAUGCAGAAGACGAAGCUGCUACGUUUCAAGCCACGGGACAGAUUCCCAACAAGUCAUCUUGCAGCUGCUUCUGAUAUCAUCAGCAUUAACCUGUGUUGCAGACUAUAACCUAUAACUAUCACCUAUACUUGUAUCGUUUUACGUGUGUUUUCAUAUUUGCUUGUGUUGGUCAUGGAACAAAUCAUUGUUCAACUAUCAAGCUACUGACAACAACAUACAUGCUAGAAACCAAAAUCUGCAACCUGGGUGAAUAGAAACAGGUAAGAAUACCAUCUUAAGGUCUCAAAGACUUAUUAUUGAAGUUGGAAAAGUUGCAAACAAGGCAUAAAAGAGUCAAGAAAACACCCGCUUCUUGAAGACGCAUCACAACACUGACCAGUCUACUACAAUGACAAAAAAACAUAGCAACAAACGACUUGAUAAAAAAAAAACUAGAUAAAAGACUCCCAUUUCACACCUUCCAGGCCUUGUCUUUAUGUAGUUGAAUAUUUAGAAAGAAGGGAAAACAAA
Molecule: messenger RNA, 1501 nt
Organism: Brassica napus (rape)
Lineage: Eukaryota; Viridiplantae; Streptophyta; Magnoliopsida; Brassicales; Brassicaceae
Exons: 4
Coding region: 712-1065 (117 amino acids)
Source: RefSeq, a predicted model, not a curated record